AUGUACGGGGUCUCCGGGCCCCAGCAGCAGGGGUUCCAGGUGUUCAGAAGCUCCACCUUCAGCAUCAGUUGCUCCAUCCAGCCUCAGUACCCAGGAGGCUCCUUCCUGCUCAGCUUCACCUCCAUCAACUCAGCAAACAACUACACCCAGCCAGCUGUCAAUCACUCUUCCCACUUCCUGUUCCCGGCUGCAGCGCCCGCCCACCAGGGAAACUACAGCUGUGUUUAUCACGUCUCUGCUUUUUCUCAGGACUUCUCCUCUGAGAGCCGUCUGCUCUCCGUCACCGUCACAGAUAAGCUGUUUCAGCCCAACAUCUCUGUGUCCUCCUCCAUGUAUGGGGUCUCCGGGGCCCAGCAGCAGGGGUUCCAGGUGUUCAGAGGCUCCACCUUCACCAUCAGUUGCUCCAUCCAGCCUCAGUACCCAGGAGGCUCCUUCCUGCUCAGCUCCUCCACUCACAACUACACCCAGCCAGCUGUCAAUCACUCUGCCCACUUCCUGUUCCCGGCUGCAGAGCCCGCCCACCAGGGAAACUACAGCUGUGUUUAUCACGUCUCUGCUUUUUCUCAGGACUUCUCCUCUGAGAGCCGUCUGCUCUCCGUCACCGUCACAGGCCACCAGGGGGCGGAGGCCGAGCCGACAGGAGGACAUUGAGCUGGAUUAUGAUGACCUGGGUGUUCCUGCUGAAGAGGAAGGAGCUCAGGGAGCAGAGUAGCAGCUCCAAGGAGCUCCUCUCACACACAUGGGUUUAUCAGCUCUUAGAGCUUUUAUCCAACGUUAGAAAAUAUAGCUUUCACUCUGAAAGUCACCAGCAAUGUGUGAGUGCCUCAUGUUUCCUGACUUCCUGUCAGCUCCAAGCCCAUUGGUUCCCACUGAAGAUGAAGAUCUUUAAAACACAUCUCAAGUUAGUUUUAUUAUGAAAAGUCAAUGCAGUCGGUGCAGUUUGAAACCACAGACACACCAACCCAGGCCGCUCAGGAACUAAGUUGGCCAAUUAAUGCCAUAUAUUAAUGUUCAAAUAUCCUCUAGAAACAGUGUUACAAUACCCAGUGUUUGAAUCUAAUGUAGUGAUUCCUGAGAUAACAGGAGGAACGCGUUACAGCGCCACCUAGUGUUGGAUUUGUAGACCUCGAGCACAACAAGUUUUUUUUUUAUAUUCAAUCAACAAAUAAGAAAAAGUACAGUUUUUAAAAUGUUACGUUUUUCACAACAAUUCAUCUGAUCAGCGAGAUAGGAUAUUUGAUCCCCUUGUGGGUCACAUGGGUCAUUUCAGCAGCAGGACCAGAUUUAGCUGAUCAAUAUACAAAUAGGAAU
Molecule: messenger RNA, 1311 nt
Organism: Trematomus bernacchii (emerald rockcod)
Lineage: Eukaryota; Metazoa; Chordata; Actinopteri; Perciformes; Nototheniidae
Product: immunoglobulin superfamily member 1-like
Exons: 3
Coding region: 1-651 (216 amino acids)
Source: RefSeq, a predicted model, not a curated record